This is a messenger RNA of Patiria miniata (bat star), 2174 nucleotides long. It is a transcript of the gene dnajb11, whose product is annotated as dnaJ homolog subfamily B member 11-like. The transcript is spliced from 10 exons. Gene Ontology annotation, cellular component: endoplasmic reticulum. Gene Ontology annotation, molecular function: misfolded protein binding. Gene Ontology annotation, biological process: protein folding; protein maturation. NCBI's taxonomy places the organism in Eukaryota, Metazoa, Echinodermata, Asteroidea, Valvatida, Asterinidae. Bases 120 to 1184 code for a protein of 354 amino acids. The record is from RefSeq and is a predicted model, not a curated record.
AAACACCACCAAACGAACGGUUGGAUAGGUCUAGCUCCCUGUCGCACCUCGUACUCCUCGUAAGUGUUAGUUGGAUUAGAACCAGACGCCGGCAAAGGAAGCACAUAAAUUGGGCAAAAAUGGCGAAUUCGCUGUGUGCGGUGUGCUUACUUUUACUCCACAUUUGCUUGUCUGUGCUCGCUGGGCGGGAUUUCUACAAGAUCCUUGGCGUUCCCAAGACAGCCUCAAAAAAUGAGAUCAAGAAGGCGUACCGUAAGUUGGCCAUGCAGUAUCAUCCGGACAAGAAUCCAGGCAACGAAGAAGCAGAGGAAAAAUUUAAGGAUCUAGGAGCUGCGUAUGAGGUGCUGUCAGAUGAUGAUAAGAGAAAACAGUACGACAGACAUGGAGAGGAAGGCAUCAAAGAAUCACACGGACAUGGUGAUCCUUUCUCAAGUUUCUUCGGCGAUUUUGCACAUUUUGGGUUUGGGGGUCAUCAACGGAACCCAGAGACCCCACGAGGUGAUGACAUCACUGUGGACUUGCCUGUGUCUUUAGAGGAACUUUACACCGGCAAUUUUGUAGAGGUGGCUAGAUAUAAACCAGUAGCCCACACAGCGCCGGGUACCAGGAAGUGUAACUGCAGACAAGAGAUGCGAACGCAGCAAUUGGGACCAGGGAGAUUCCAAAUGACGCAGCAUGAAGUAUGCGACGAGUGCCCACGAGUCAAGCUGGUGAAUGAAGAGAAAUUACUGGAGAUAGAGAUUGAACCAGGAAUGCAAGACGGUCAGGAAUAUCCAUUCCUAGCUGAAGGAGAGCCACAUAUAGACGGUGAACCUGGCGACCUCCGAUUUAGAAUAAUCGCAGAAAAGCACGAUCGAUUUGAAAGACGAGGCGAUGACUUGUAUACAAAUAUUACGAUAUCCCUCAGCGAUGCACUAGUUGGCUUUACAAUGGAAUUUCCACAUCUUGAUGGCCACAAGGUCAAAAUUGUACGAGAAAAAAUGACUUGGCCAGGUGCCAAGAUGAAGAAGCAAGGAGAGGGAAUGCCGAACUACGAGAAUAACCACGUCAAAGGAAUGCUCAUAAUCACAUUUGACGUGGAGUUCCCUAAAGGAGACAUGACGCAAGAACAGAAGGAAGGUAUAAAGAAAAUACUCCAGCAAGAUUCCAAACAAACAAUUUACAACGGUCUCCAAGGUUACUGACCCUGACUCUAGCUGCAUAGUUUAGAUACUUCAAAUUUGUGUUAGUACUUUGAGCAUUGGUGGAUUAGUGAAAACCAAAAAACAACAAGCACAUAUGCAAACUUGUGUUGUUAACAUGUGUCAUAAACGUCCUUGUCAAAUUUGUGUGAAAAAAAUUCAUGUGACAAAUUCAAAUUCAUUGUAAACAUUCAAGUGAAAUAUUUCUAAAGUUCUUACAAAGAGUGUAAAUACUUUGUCAACCCUUUGUCAACAAGAGACCUUUAAAAAAUAUUUUGGAAAAACUAUUGGGGUCUUCUUCACUGCUGCUGAUUAUUUACUUUUUCUUUCAUUCUGCAUCAAAACAACAAUAGCUUUUGGGAUGCUCUGUGUUUCAGUGGGUGUAUUUUAUUCCGAUCAUUGUAAUAUUAGUUUGAAUUGGCACUUUUGUAAGCAGGACCUAUGGUACUUUCUGGCGGAUAGGUGUUUAUUUUAAAGUUAUGCAAGGCUCAAAUAUCGUGGAUUUUCACAAUUCGAACUCAUCCAUUGCUUUGAAAUGCUACCCGGACCAAAUUGACAAUUUAUCAGGCUUUGAAAAUACAAGUAUAUUGAAAUGUUGUAAUGCUUUAUCAGCAUUUGGAGGUUAUUUUCAAUUGGGUAGGUGUGUAAGUUAGGAAGAUUUAGAUUAAGCCACUCUGAAGACAGCGAGGAAACAUUUUGCAAUUUUCCUAAAAUUCUCAGAAAAUGUACUUUACGGAAACAACUUAUUUUGUCAAUUAUUAAUUGCCACCUUUUUUAAAGUCAUAAUGCAACCAACAGGAUUUGUUUCAUUUUUUAAUGAUUUGUAUUUAUCCUUGCUAAAGUACAGAUAUUGACGUAAGUUGAUAUGAUUUCUUCAUUUACAUUUUGGGUGUUUUUUUUAACAAGAAAAAAUAGGUAAAAGAGCUUGAAGGCAAUGUAUUUUGAUUUGAAAGAUUCCCAAAACAAAGACAUUAAAUUUUACAUGAAAAUAAG